ACUCCCCCUCCAACAAAGAGAAAAUCCCCUAAGUUUAAGGCGUCUGCUGAAAAGAAUAACAUCCCAUAUAGUGGGGAAAAAAACCCACAAAUUGUUCAAAACUAAAGACUAAACAAUAACUGUUCCGUUGAGUAAAAAGCAGGAAGCUGCCGGAAUGGCCUAUAUUGGCAACUCUUAUUAUUACUCCUUGACGGAGACUGAUGAAGAGAGUGAAUAUGACUGUUAUUACGACUGUGACAGUUGCACAUGUGACAACUGCAUCUUUAUAAAGGACCUUCAUGGAUGUCUUUGCUGCCAAGACAUACCAGAGACGGUGACAAAAACAGAGGAUGAUGGGGUGUCCUGUAUUACUUUCCACCCAGGAUUCAAGGCUGUUGUGCUUAAUCCCUAUGUACUGGAGACAGCAUUCUGUGGCUAUCACCCACAUCAGGACUUUGAUUUCAACUAUCGAUCUUACAGAUAUACUGCUUAUCGGCAGCUUGUGAGAUGGCGUUGGGGUUACCUUGGGAAGAAUAACAGGGUGUUACUUCCAUCAUGCGCUAUUGCCAAAAUCCGCGAAACCUUCUCCCAGUACAACUAAGCCAGGCUUCAAGGAGUUAUAACUGAAGAUAUUGAAGUGCCAGUUACUACCUAUGUCUGAUUUUAUUAUAUUUUUUGCAACAUCAGAAAGCAACAUUCAGUGUAAUAUUUGUUAUUCAGUAAGAGAAUAGAUAUUUGCCAUGGUGAUUUUUGUAUGGAACUGCUGUGUUUCAACUAUGUUUCAGCCCCAUAAGCUCAAGUAUUAUCAGCAACCAUGUGCAACUACAUUUUGUUGUGCUACAAAAACAGAUCAAAGGAUCUGUAAUGGCGCAUUGAUGUAAUGUACAAAGUUAUGGCAGUUGAUACUGAAUUGCAAAAACAUCAUCUCAGUAAUUAAACUGGUGUUAUGAGCAGAA
Messenger RNA from Xenopus laevis (African clawed frog), 935 nucleotides. RefSeq names its product P2X purinoceptor 7. NCBI's taxonomy places the organism in Eukaryota, Metazoa, Chordata, Amphibia, Anura, Pipidae. The record is from RefSeq and is a predicted model, not a curated record. Bases 155 to 580 code for a protein of 141 amino acids. The transcript has 3 exons.